GAAGAAUACUCCCGGAAGCCUCCGGAAAACAUUCCUUUCCCGGGGUCCUUAGGUCCUCGUUUCCAUCUGUAUUGCUACAGGAUGGCUUGCAAUGCAGAUUGGACUCUGCCACUGAACCGGGUGUAGCCUUGAGCAAGGUCACUUAAGCUGUCUGGCUGCAGAUUUCCUUGGCAAGAGUGACUGUAAUAAGAAGUUAACUAAAUGCAAUGCCAAGGCUGAGUACCGGUUACCUCCUACACCAGGACAUGCUAAAUGAAAAAACUGAAUUGGAAGAAAUACUUGAGGAGGCUGAGUUGGUGACCUAUUCUAUGGAAUUACUUUUGCCAUUAUUUAAGGAUACUGUUGAAGAAAUUACUUUUAAAGAUGCUGCUCUCUCUGAAUCAAAUUUGAAGAUUUCUAAACAGAAGGAAAUGUUAACAAAAGAAUUAGACACUUUCACAAGAGUAAAACAAGCUUUAGAACACCAUCUUAGGAGGACAGAGUACCAAAAAACUGGGAAUGGCUUUUCUAUCAUGUUAGAGGAGCUAACUGAUAAUGAAAAUGAGAAUACAAACCUUCAGAAGAAGAUCCUUGAAAAGGAGACCUAUAUCCAAGAACUUUAUUCUUUGUGUCAGGAUGAAAAGGCAAAUGCUUUGAAAGCAAACCGUCUUUCACAUUCUGUGAAAGUAGUACAUGAACGACUACAGCACCAAAUUCAUAAAAGAGGAGCAGAGAAUGAUAAAUUGAAAGAGCACAUAAAGAGUCUACAAACUAAGAUAUCUGAAUGGAAGUUGCAGCUGAAAAGGAACAAGCAUGAGACUAUAACAAUGAAAGAAUCUAGUAAAAAAAAAACUAUAGCACUAAAAAAGGCGUCUAAAGCUUAUAAACAGAGGCUGGAAUAUUUUACCAAGAACAUGGAAAAGCUAACUUCCCAAAUUAGAGACCAAGAUGCCAAGUUGUCUGAAACAAUUUCAGCUUCCAAUACCUGGAAAAGUCGUUAUGAGAAAAUUGUAAUAGAAAAAACUGAACUGGAAGUUCAUAUUGAAACAAUGAAAAAGCAAAUUACUAAUCUUUUGGAAGACAUUAAGAAAAUGGAAAAUGAUGGAAAAAAUUCAUGUGAAGAAAUUCUUAGAAAACUUAACUCAAUUGAACACGAGAAGGAAACUUUGACUCUUGAGAAUACAAAAUUAGAGACUAUACUUUCCACUUUGAAGGAUGAGGUUGUUUCUGUUGAAAAUGAACUCUUAGAACUGCAAGAAGUAGAAAAACAACAGAAGACUCUUAUUGAAGAGUAUAAAACUCAGAUGCAAAAGUUGCAAGAAGCAGCUGGAAUGGUGAAAAGUAGAUUUGAAAAUUUGUUACAUGAUAAAAAAAGAAUAACAAAAAGAAAAACUAAAAAAUUAGGGAAAGUUGAUGAGAAUAAAAAACUUUUGACAGAGCUUUCUCUGGAAGAGGAAAAUUAUCUCAUUCAGUUGAAGUGUGAAAACCUUAAAAAAAAAUUGGAACAAAUGGAUGAAGAGAAUAAGAAGCUUGAAGAGAAGCUGGCAAACCAAGAAGAAUGUCUUAAGCAUAGCAAUCUGAAGUUUAAAGAGAAAUCUGCAGAAUAUACAGCAUUGACCAGACAACUGGAAGCUGCUUUAGAAGAAGGGAGACAAAAGGUUUCUGAGGAAAUUGAGAGAAUGUCUUCCAGAGAGAAGGCUUUGCAAAGUAAAAUAUUAGAUCUGGAGACUGAGCUUAGGAAGAAAAAUGAAGAGCAAAAUCAACUUGUCUACAAUAUGAAUAGUAAAGCACAAUAUCAGGAAGUAUGCCUGAAAGAAAUACAACACAGUCUUGAAAAGUCGGAGAAUCAAAAUGAGAGCAUUAAGAAUUAUUUACAGUUUCUUAAAACUUCUUAUGUAACAAUGUUUGGAUAAAUUGUUGAACUUAUUUUUGAAAAAAUAAGUUUUUACAACUGGUCUAACAUAGGUAAAACAAAUAAAAAUAUUACCUGUUACACUUUAUCAUUUUGGGAUGGGAGUACUAGCGUUUGUAUGUAAAAUUAUUUUAAAUAUAAAUUAGUACUCAAACUUUAAAAGAAGAUAGAUAUAUUAAGAUUCAUUUCUGAUGAUCAGUUUUUACUAAAUUCUGGUUUCCUUUGUAUUUAAAUUACAUUUAAUUUUAGGAUAUUUUGUACCCACAUUUAUACAAAAGAUACAAAAGAUACCAGAAUCUUGAGUCUGCAGAGAUUGUGCAGCAGGUAUGGCUCUUGCCUUGUUCACAGUCUACCUGGUUCAAUCUCUGGCAUCUCAUAUAUCCUCCUGAGCACUGCCAGGAGUAAUUUCUGAGUGCAGAGUCAAAAAUAAGUUAGCCAGGUUUGGCCCCAAAACAAAAACAAACAAAAAGCCAGAAUCAAUCUUUGUGACUAUUGCUGUCACCUGAGUGAAUUUGUAAUACGUUUAGG
Sorex araneus (European shrew) is the source of this 2419-nucleotide messenger RNA. It is a transcript of the gene ODF2L, whose product is annotated as outer dense fiber of sperm tails 2 like. The transcript has 15 exons. The record is from RefSeq and is a predicted model, not a curated record. Bases 207 to 1892 code for a protein of 561 amino acids. Gene Ontology annotation, cellular component: ciliary basal body; centrosome. Lineage: Eukaryota; Metazoa; Chordata; Mammalia; Eulipotyphla; Soricidae. Gene Ontology annotation, biological process: negative regulation of cilium assembly.